UCUGUAUUACCUAGUGUAGGUACAGUUAGUAAACAUGCAUUAAAAAAGGGAAAAAAAAUAAAAUUAGAAAAAAAAGAUUAUUUAUUAAUUCCUUAUCCAUUUAUAGCUUUUUUAGUCGGUCUUAUUGACGGAGAUGGUUAUAUUCAAAUAACUAGAACAACAAAAGGAUUUAUAGCUAUAAAAUUAACCAUUUGUUUAAGUUUAGAAGAUAUUUCUACUUUAGAGUAUAUUCAUUCUGUAUUAAAAUUAGGGAAAAUCACAAUUUACCGAGAUUAUAGAAACCCUAUUUGUAAAUUAACUAUUAAUAAAACAGAUUUACAAGAAGUUAUUUUUCCAUUAUUAAUACAUCAUGGUAUAUUUUUUUUAACUAAUAAUCGAAGAGCUCAAUUUGAUUUAGCUAUGUUUAUCUUUAAAAAUGAUUUAAAAUUGUUUGAAAAAAUACCCGAUAAAGAAAUACCAACUUUUUUUAAAUUACCUAAAACAGCUUUAGAUUAUCUUAAUUUAGCUUUUUUUAAUAAUUGGUUAGUUGGCUUUACUAACGCUGAAGGUUCUUUUUUUAUUAAAAAUAAUAAUGAUGGAUGUUUUCAAUUAAAACAAAAAGUUCAUGUUCACUUGUUUGAAGCUUUUAAAUUAUUAUUUAAUACUAAACGAAAUAUUUCUAUUGAAAAGGGGGAGUUUAUGCAAUUUUCCCUAUCUUCUAAAACUGAUAUACAAAAAGUUAUUAAUUUUUUUUCCUUUUCAGGUUUUCAUCCUUUAAUCGGACUAAAAUUUAUUCAAUAUUUAAAAUGGUUGACAAAUUUACACGAUAGUAAUCGUUACAAAAUUCUUAAUUUUCCUGGCUCUUUGACCCUUAAGUCCCCAAGCCCGAUCCCUGUCCUUUUUUUUGAUAAACAAAAGGAAUAG
This is a messenger RNA of Postia placenta MAD-698-R-SB12, 903 nucleotides long. RefSeq lists its product as hypothetical. The annotation marks the transcript as partial. Gene Ontology annotation, molecular function: endonuclease activity. The transcript has a single exon. The record is from RefSeq and is a predicted model, not a curated record. Lineage: Eukaryota; Fungi; Basidiomycota; Agaricomycetes; Polyporales; Adustoporiaceae.